CACCGUCAGGCGGGCAGUCGCCAUUACAGGAGCGCUUACGGUUGUUUGCUCCUUCACGGGAGCGGGGGGGAAAUCCUACACCGAGCAGUGCCGCGAGUCCCCUGAGGGCUCCUAUUAACCGGGUCCAUCCCGCUCCCUGGGGCCCUCUGCUCCCGGACCCUGCACGUCCCGACGGGCUGCUGCUUCAGCCAAGGCCUUCCUCCCCUCCUGAUACGACGACUGUAGUGAGGCCUGCUGCUAUCGAGUUCACUGCUGUGUAGUGGGGCCCGCAGCGCCCGGUCUCGCCUCCCGUCAGUGGGGCCCCGCGCUCCCCGCUCUCCCCCGGAAUCUCCCCGUCAGCCUUCCUUACUACUUUUCUUUUCUUUCCUGGUUGGAUAUCAAGAUGUCGCCAUGAAUCCCGCUCUCCGUUACCCGCAGCGUCUGAACGCCAUGCUCCUGGCUCCACGCCGGCCCCUGCACGGUGCUUCCCCCGCCCUCCCUGCGGUCUAUGCCGCUGAGCCCGGCCUCAGACAUGGAGCCCGGAUCCAACAACACCAGCAAAACGCAGAACCGUUCGGGCUCUACUGGGCCUUCCGGGGACUCUAAGCCCAAGAAUGAUGGAAAAAAUGGCAGUAGCUCAAAGCAGCGAUAUAGCCGCAAACGUGAGAAUUCUUGCCCCAAAACUGAGAGCUUUGCCAGUCAGACCCGCCGCCCCGGUCCACAGAAAAGCAAGACUUUUAACAAGGUUCCCCCUCAGAGAGGAGGGCCCAAACAAUAUGCAUAUGGAAGAAGAGAAGAGGUAGCAGAAACUCAACGGGCAGAGUUUAGCCCAGCCCAGUAUUCAGGACCUAAGAAGAUAAGCUUGAACCACUUGUUAAACUUUACCUAUGAGCCACGUGGUCAUCCUGGAGCUCAUAGAGAUGGACAUGGAAAUUGGGGCAGAAGGAACAAAUGGGGCCACAAACCAUUUAACAAGGAGCUCUUUUUGCAAGCCAACUGCCAGUUUGUGGUGCUGGAGGAUCAAGAUUACAGUGUACACUUCACUGAUCCCGACACUCUUGUCAGCUGGGAUCUGGUGGAGCAAGUGCGAAUCUCCUGUCAUGAAGUGCCGUCCUGUCCUAUUUGUCUGUAUCCUCCUAUUGCUGCAAAGAUCACUCGAUGUGGACAUAUUUACUGCUGGGCUUGUAUAUUACACUACCUGUCUCUAAGUGAGAAGGACUGGAGUAGAUGUCCAAUAUGUUACAGCUCCGUUCUAAAAAAAGACCUGAAAAGCGUUGUUGCCACUGAGCGAAAACUUUAUGGUCUUGGUGACACCAUCACAAUGCAGCUGAUGCGGAGAGAGAAGGGUGUACUGGUGGCGAUGCCUAAAUCGAAGUGGAUGAAACUGGAGGAGCCGAUUCAUCUAGGAGAUGAGGAGCAUUCCUUGUUUUCCAAGCUGCUUUUGGCAUCAAGAGACCAGAUAGUCAACAAAGUGAUUUCAGAAGAGAAGGCUGCACUGCUAGAGCAGUACCGUAUUGAGGGUGAAACCCCAGAAGCCUGUUUUAUAGAAGCUGCCAUUCAGGAGUUGAAAGAUCGUCAGGAUAGUCUUCCGGCACCCAAUCAUAAAGUUGAAGCUGUUGCAGUUUCUAUGGAGGCUUUGAAGUUGGAGACAAAGCUUGAAGAGAGAAAUCCAGACUUGGAUAGUAAGGUGGUGCACUACCUCUCUGCUUUUGAUGAGGAGACAAUUGAGCCACUGGAUGAGGACCUUGGUGCGGCACUUGAGUCUGCUGAAUAUUGUGAUCUAGCCCCUGUAGAUGAUUCAACCAUUACUUCAGACAGUCAUCAGGAAGAAGUCCCUUCAGAAUCUGGACAGCUUGGGAACCUGCAUUACUACUAUUUUUACCAAGCUGUGGAUGGACAGCAUGUGUAUCUCCACCCUGUCAAUGUACGAUGCCUGGUUCAUGAAUAUGGCAGUCUUGAAAGAUGUCCAGAAACUAUUACAGCUACAGUAGUUGAAAUUGAUGGCUUCACAGUGACUGAGGACGUGCGUAGGCGUCACCGUUACCUGUGCCAUCUGCCACUUACCUGUGAAUUCAGUAUUUGUGAGAUGUCCCUGGGACCCCCAGCUAUUUCACAGGAAACGCUAGCAUACUUUUCUGAUGAAGUGGAGAAGAGAAAAAGACAACGUCAGCGGAAAGCUCGAGAUGAGCGACGCAGAGAGAAAAGGAUUGAGAUCGAAGAGAACCGAAAACAGGGAAAAUAUCCUGAAGUGCAUAUUGCACUAGAAAAUUUGCACCAGUUCCCGGCAGUCAGUUCUACAACAGAAGCCACAGUGCCUGGUUCACUGUCUUUGCUGCCCACAGUCGAGCCUCCGAGUUCUUUAACACCCUCUUCACUGAGCUGCAGCCCAGCCUCUCAAACCAGCUCUAUUUUUGGUCAAUGUGCAGAGAGCCCAACCGACUUCCAUGGAAACUUUGAAGAUGAUGUCAAGUGUCCUUCCUUUGCACAGAUGUUAAGGGUUGGCAAGGCAAAGUCUGAGUUGUGGCCGAAGCAUGCAGUAAAGAAAGAAAACCCAGUUAUGAGCACAGCACCUGCAGACAGUGAUGGGGAGAGUGACUGUUCUGAGCGAGUUCCAGUUCCAAGCUUCCAGAACUCCUUCAGUGAAGCCAUGGAGGCAGCCUUUCUAAAGCUAGACACUGCACUUCCAACUCCACCAGCACCUGUUGAAAAAGGAGGAAAGAGAAAGAAGAAGCAACAGAAACUUCUAUUCAGUACUUCUAUGGUUCACACAAAAUGAGCAGAACGCGUCUCAUGGGCUCAAUCUAUCUUCCCUUCAUCUUUGCGCACAUUGCUUGGUGUAACAUUUAAACUUUCUGCAGUAUUUAUGGUUGAAAACUUAAAAUUUUCUUAAUUUUGUCAUCUCUGCAAAGUGGGCUUUAUUUCCCUUCUCCCCCCUCCCCCAAUAGUUCACCUGGUCUGGGCCAAUUCUGCCUACACAGUACUAAUUAUACAUUCAGACAAAAUAGUGGUGGCACUACAAAUCCCAGAGUUUCUGGAUCUGAGACAAAUGUAUUUGGGUGAUCACUGAGAAGCAGCAACAAAUGGUGCUCAGCCAUGUAGGUAAAGAUGAAUGGCGGCACUUGCCUUACGUUGCAAUGUAAGGUGAGUGCUGCCAUUCAUCUUUAUUCAUUGGACAGUACUAAUUAUAGUUUCCUAGAUUGUGGAGCAGAAUACUGUACAUUAAUUGUCUAACCAUAAGGCCUCUUGCACAUGACGUAUGAAUUUUGUGGUCUGCAAAAUACGGAUGACGUCUGUGUGCAUUACGUAUUUUGUGGAACAGAACAGCUGGCCCCUAAUAGAACAGUACUAUCCUUGUCUGUUAUGCUGACAAUAGGACAAGUUCUAGCUUUUAGCGGAACGGCUAUACAGAAACCAUUUAUUGAAAUGAAUGGUUCCGCAUACAGUCCACAAAAAAAACUGGACACAAAAAAAUACGUUUGUGUGCAAAAGGCCUAACAUUGUGUCCGGGGAGGUGCAGGCUUAAUGCUUGGCUAAAGAAUUUAUAGACUUUUUGCCAUGAUGAAAGUACUCAAGCUGCUUAUCUGGUAUUGGAGCUGAAAAGGAUGGACCAGUGAAUUAACUAUUUUUAUUUUUUUAUUUUUUUUGUCCCACCCUUUGAAGAUUGACAUCACUCUGGUUGUGGCUUUUAUGUGAAGGGAAAUGAUUACCCCCCCCCCCCCCCCGACUGUAGUUUAAAUAAUAAAUUACUUGCAAGUUAA
Messenger RNA from Bufo gargarizans (Asiatic toad), 3737 nucleotides. RefSeq names its product ring finger protein 10 (gene RNF10). Gene Ontology annotation, molecular function: transcription cis-regulatory region binding; metal ion binding. Bases 488 to 2755 code for a protein of 755 amino acids. NCBI's taxonomy places the organism in Eukaryota, Metazoa, Chordata, Amphibia, Anura, Bufonidae. The record is from RefSeq and is a predicted model, not a curated record. Gene Ontology annotation, biological process: positive regulation of myelination; positive regulation of transcription by RNA polymerase II. The transcript is spliced from 17 exons.